Molecule: messenger RNA, 1237 nt
Organism: Biomphalaria glabrata
Lineage: Eukaryota; Metazoa; Mollusca; Gastropoda; Planorbidae
Exons: 5
Coding region: 452-1237 (261 amino acids)
Source: RefSeq, a predicted model, not a curated record
UAAAAAUUGAUAUAAUGAUAUAAUUAAUAGUAAUAGUUUUUUAUUGAGAAGAAGAGGUAGCCGCAAUUUGUAAGCCGGCCCUGCCAACAGAGGAGCGAAAUGGAGGGCCCUAUACAAAUAUUUACUAUUGAAAGAUAUAGUCACUUGCGGCCCAGAAAACAGGGCGACAAAAGUUUUCUCAUUGAAGAUUGUUUAUAGUAGGGGAUAACGCGAGAAAGUAUCUAUCCAUUCGUCAGUGUUUGUGGCUUGCUUUUAACGAUGAAGUCAUUGAAGUAAUUAACUUCCUCUUAGAUAUCUAAGUUUUUUUUAUAUUUUUAUCUUUAAGUUAGAAAUAGUUUAGCAAACUCCAUUAUCUUUAAAAAGAAACUAAAGCAGAAAUGGAGUGGACACUCUACUAGGCGAUUACAUUGGUUAUCACUUUAUAAAGAGGUGUACACUUUUUCAGAUCUGAAUGAUGACUAUACUUAAUACAAAAUUUGUAUUUCUGUUCUUGUUGAGUUGUGUUUAUUUUUAUGCGAAUUUAUCUCAAUCUGUCUCAUGGUUUGGACCAAAAAAGAUCUACAAAUGUCACUGUGAUAAUGGCUGUGAAAAGAACGGAAGCUGCAGUCAAAAUGGAGUCUGCCAGAAAGGCUGGUUCGGCUUCAAAUGUCAAUAUCAGGACCUGGCAACAAUUGAGAAUGUUAUUCCUAACCCAGAACUAGACAACCUUACAGACAGAAAUGAUUCCACCUGCUUAGACCAGCAAUAUCAAGAAUUAAAUAUAACAUGGAAUAGAACUUAUGUCUUUACCUGGCUACGAAUAGUUGUUAACGACACAACACUGAUACCAUACAUUAAUAUUGAGUUUACCAGUCCGUCACACCCAUCACAAAAUUUAACAUGUGACAAUAAAAGAUUGUAUCUUGUGAACCAGCAAACUCUGGAUAUUAAAUGUGAUGUGACAGGAGAAAUUCAAAGCGUCCUUAUUUCAGGAGCUGGAGUAAAGUCAAUAUGCUCUUUAUAUAUAAAUGGAGAAUAUCAAGAUCGUCUGAAACAUUUUAUUUUGCAAGGAAGAGGACCUGGACCUGAAUACUUUUCUUAUAAUGAUACCUCAGACAGAGGAGAACCAAUAUACACAGUGCUAGACGUUUCGAAAACCAUUGUCUCAAAUGUUACCAUUAUUGCAACAUUUGACUGUUCUGGAAAAUUUGUAACUUUGUGUGAGGUGGAGAUUUAUGGAGGUAUUUGGGUGAAAUAA